Messenger RNA from Macrosiphum euphorbiae (potato aphid), 282 nucleotides. Lineage: Eukaryota; Metazoa; Arthropoda; Insecta; Hemiptera; Aphididae. The record is from the annotation of a GenBank genome assembly.
AUGAAUUUUUUACGUGAGUUUUUUGGCGAGCGCAUCAUAUCCAAAGGAUUAUGGCCUCCCCGUUCUCCCGACUUAACACCUCCAGAUUUCUUCCUAUGGGGUUAUCUUAAAGGAAGGGUUUAUAAAAAUAGACCACAAACAUUGGAUGAACUGAAGAGUAACAUAACGAUGGAGAUAAAUUUAAUCAAUGUGAGCGUAUUGCACAAAGUGGCCACAAACGUGGUAAAACGGGUUCGUGCAUGCAUUAAUGAACAAGGCAGCCAUUUUGAGUAUAUGUUAUAA